GGCUGGCGUCAGGAACCCUAGAGUGGAGGAGUUUUCUUGGUGCUGGUGUUUCUCGCUUCCACAGCUCGGCAUUGCCCCAAUCGCGACGAGAGGACGCAUCCAUAGCAAUCGACGCGAUGAUUCUGAGGAACGAUUGCUAGAAGUUCCUCUCUCUCUCUCUCUGCCUCUCCAGCCAGCUCCAGAUUUGUUCCAGGAUGCAAGCAGCGGCAUCAGCGUCGCCGACAAUGCACAAGCAAUUCAGCGAUUUGAUGGCUCUUCCCAACGCCGAGAUGAAAGUGGACGAGGAUUGGGCAGGAAAUGAGAGUGACUCGGAAGUAAGAAAGGUCCCCGACUUACCUGGAGGUAAAAUCGUGACUGCGUUGCCAGAGCAAGACACGGCAGCAUCCAAUUCUCGCAAGAGGGGUGCUGUUCCUGCUGACAAAGAACACAAGCGAUUGAAAAGACUUUUACGCAAUCGAGUCUCGGCACAACAAGCCAGGGAGAGAAAAAAGGCUUACGUUGUUGAGCUCGAAGCAAAAGCCCGGGAUUUGGAGCUCAGGAAUGCGGAGCUAGAGGAACGGGUAAACACGUUACAAAAGGAAACAUUCAUGCUGCGACAGAUUUUGAAGAACAUAAAGAACAAUGGCUCCACUGCUGGACUAGAACAAGCACAGUAAAAAACCAAAAACUUUACUUGAGGGGGCCAACGUAGCAACGAAAGUCGGCCACCACUGUAAGAUUGUUUCUCCACAAUCAGUUUUGGUAACCAUCUUCUCGGCAGCCGCACUGUAAAUUUGCUUCCUGUUUCAUCACAGGAAUUCUCUCUGCCCUCAACAGGGAAAAAAAAAAGAAGAAAGAGAAAGAGCUGUAAGUCUUCCCUUUAUUGUAUUGUAAGUUCGACGA
Selaginella moellendorffii is the source of this 882-nucleotide messenger RNA. RefSeq names its product transcription factor HY5. Gene Ontology annotation, molecular function: DNA-binding transcription factor activity, RNA polymerase II-specific. Gene Ontology annotation, biological process: positive regulation of transcription by RNA polymerase II; response to far red light; red or far-red light signaling pathway. Lineage: Eukaryota; Viridiplantae; Streptophyta; Lycopodiopsida; Selaginellales; Selaginellaceae. The transcript has 5 exons. Bases 195 to 656 code for a protein of 153 amino acids. The record is from RefSeq and is a predicted model, not a curated record. Gene Ontology annotation, cellular component: nucleus.